AUGGCUUUAGUCCAACGCUUUGGAAAACCGGACAUCUUUUUAACCAUGACAUGUAACCCAAGUUGGAAAGAAAUCUUAGAUGAGUUGGGUCCACAAGAAGAAGCACAAAAUCGUCCUGAUUUGAUUGCACGUAUCUUUAGAGCAAAAUUAGAAGAACUGAAGGAUGAAUUAUUCAAACGGGAGAUAUUUGGGAAAGUUUCAGCAUAUGUAUAUGUCAUUGAACAUCAGAAAAGAGGACUACCACAUGCACAUUUCUUGAUCAUACUACAAAGAGAUUGGAAAAUCUAUGCUCCAGAAUCUUUUGAUGAAAUUGUAUCAGCAGAAAUAUCUGACAAAGAAAGAAAUUUACAUUUGCACAAGACAGUAAUAAGACAUAUGAUGCAUGGUCCCUGUGGAGUACUAAAUCCGAGCAAUGUAUGUAUGAAAACAAAUGGCAGUUGUAAAAACCACUUUCCAAAAGGCUUUGCAUCUAACACAACUGUUGGAAUCGAUUGUUUCCCACAGUACAGACGUUGUGAUAAUGGAAUAACUGUCAAAGUCAGAGGUAAAAAUUUGGAUAACCGUUGGGUUGUUCCACAUAAUCUAUAUCUCCUCGCAAAAUUUGAUUGUCACUUGAAUGUAGAAAUUUGCUCAACAAUCAAAGCAGUCAAAUACCUUUAUAAGUACAUUUAUAAAGGUCAUGAUCGUGUUGCUUUCAACUUGAUUCCUGGACAAAACAUCCAAGAUAUAGAUGAAAUCCAACAAUUUCAAUCAGCUAGAUGGAUUGCUCCACCAGAAGCCAUGUGGAGAAUAUAUGGGUUUAUUCUUAAUGAAAUGUAUCCAUCAGUUUACAGUUUACAUCUACAUCUUGAAGAUCAACAUCUGGUAGCUUUUCAUGCACAUAACGACCUUAACAAUGUUCUGAGAUAUGAUUUUACGGCAAAAUCAAUGUUGACUGAAUUUUUUUCAACAAAUCAAGCUAAUGAUAAUGCACGAAGACUACUGUACAAAGAAUUUCCUGAAGCUUUUGUUUGGAAUCAACAACACAAAAUAUGGACUCCAAGAAAGAAGAAAACUGUUAUAGGCCGCAUUGUUACAGCAAGUCCAUUCGAAGGUGAAAGGUAUUACUUACGGAUAUUGUUAAAUCAUAUAAGAGGCCAUUUAUCAUUUGACCACAUCAAAACAGUUGGCAAUGUCACUGCACCAACCUUUCGUGAAGCAGCUACAUUACAUGGUUUGUUACAAAGAGAUACCAGUUUGCAAGAUUGUAUGCAAGAGGCUUCCUUAUACCAAAUACCACACAGUUUAAGACGGUUAUUUGCAACAAUUUUAAUAUAUUGUAACCCAACAAAUCCUAGAGAACUUUGGGAAUACUUUGAACAAGAUAUGUCAAGCGAUUUCCAAACAAGUGUUGCAACAUCAGCAGAUAUUAGGACAAAAGUCUUACGAAGCAUCUCUUCUACACUUGAAUCGAUGGGAAAAGACAUAAACAUAUUCCAUUUAAUAGAACAUGAUGUUUCUUUUGAUCAGAAUGAAACUGAAUCUAGGGAAAUAAAUGAUGAAUUUGCAGUUUUGAUACCAGAAGAAGAUCUUAUGGCUUCGAUGAGUCUUAAUCCUGAACAACAACAUGCAUAUGAAUCAAUUUUACAGAAAGUCCUUCUAAAUGAAUCUGCUGCAUUCUUCAUUGAUGGUCCUGGUGGAACAGGGAAAACAUUCUUAUAUAAAGCACUUCUCGCUACAGUGAGAUCAAGAAACUUAAUUGCUCUUGCAACUGCAUCGUCUGGUAUUGCUGCAUCUAUUUUACCUGGGGGUCGAACAGCACAUUCACGCUUCAAAAUUCCAUUAGAUCUUGACAAAAAUAGUACUUGUUGUGUAAGCAAACAAGGUGCUCUUGCCAAAUUGUUACGUCUUGCAAAGUUAAUCAUAUGGGAUGAAGCACCUAUGUCUAGAAAAGAAUGUAUGCAAGCAUUGGAUAAAAUGUUACGAGACAUAACUGAUUCAAGAUUACCAUUUGGUAGAAAAAUUAUCGUAUUCGGUGGAGAUUUUCGUCAAGUCUUACCAGUGAUUCGUAAAGGCACAAGACAAGAAGAAGUUAAUGCCAGUUUAGCAUCGUCAUAUUUGUGGUCCACUUUAACUAAGAUUAGUUUGAGUGAAAAUAUGCAAGCAAGAUUCGAUCCAAACUUCUCAAAUUAUUUACUUCAGGUCGGAAAUGGAACAACACCAAUCACAAUUGAGAAUAAGAUCAAAAUUCUCAGUGAAAUGCUCAUUCCUUACAAAAAUGAUGUGGAGUCUUUAGAUGAUCUGAUCGAUGCAGUCUUCCAGGAUAUUGGCAGUUAUUCAGAAAAUUUAUCCGAAAUGACAAAUCGAGCUAUAUUGACACCAAAUAACAACUCCGUCGAUGAGAUAAAUACAAUACUUAUUCAAAGAUUUCCUGGUACAGUUACACAAUACUAUAGCUUCGAUGAAACGAUUGAUACAUCAGAACAAGGCAUCAUGGAGGAUUUCUUAAACACAUUAACACCAAAUGGACUUCCACCCCAUGAAUUAUUACUAAAAAAAAAUUGUCCUAUCAUGUUACUCAGAAAUGUCAAUCCUUCAGAAGGUUUAUGCAAUGGAACACGUCUUAUUUGUCACAACUUUGAACGAAAUAUCAUUGAUGCUGAAAUUGCAGUUGGUCACCACACCGGAAAAAGAGUUUUCAUACAAAGGAUUCCUUUCUUGCCAAAUGCAGACGAUAAUAGUGGCUUCAACAUGCGGACUGUCUAUACAUCAAUCAAAAACAUUACUCCAAGUACAAGAAAUUGGAGCAUCAAGAUGAUUGUGUCAGACAAAUCACCCAAACGUACUGCACAACAUUCACCAACAAAAUAUCAAAAUCUGACAUUGAUAGACCCUGAGGGCAACCGACUACAAGCAACAAUUUUCGGCAAAGAUAUAGACCUACGUAAUGACAUGUUACACAUAUUCCGGUCUUAUUACAUCAGUAAUGCUUAUGUUAAGCCUUUAGAUCCCAAGCAUAGAAUUGAAGCACAUGAAUACCAGUGGAUCUUAAAUUCAAGAACAAUCAUCGAAAACAUUCCAGAUGACGAAGUGGAAUUACAACCACCAGAAUAUGAUAUUAUCCCAUUCACCAAUCUGCAUGACUACAAAAACACUGGAACUGAAAUAGGUCUUUCUCUUUCAUCUCAACCGACAAGUGUAUUUACCUUAAAUCCUGUCAUCCCUGCUGCAACUCCAUUAUGUCAAUGGACGAUGCUUAAUCAUGCACUGCUUGAAGAAAUCGUCGAAAAAAAUCUACAUCAUACAAUGGCAUCAGCAUCAGCAUCGACAUCAAAUGUUGACAUGAAAGACAUAAUUAAGCUUGAUGAUGUUGCUGGUUUUCUUAAAUCACUACAACCAAUGACGAAAGCAAAAUUUUGGAUUAAAGCAACUAUUUGUGUGGUUGAUCUCCAUCAAAUAUUCUUCUACAUGUCCUGCAUUGGGUGUAAGAAGGGGACUGGAUAUGAACAAAAUGAAAAAUUUCAAUGUUAUCAUUGCAAAUACAUGAGCAAUGCACAACCACGCUGUCGAGCUUACAUCGAAGUUGACGAUGGUAAUGGACGACUUGGGGCUGUCAUGUUCGGUCAAAUUGCAUAA
Juglans microcarpa x Juglans regia is the source of this 3615-nucleotide messenger RNA. RefSeq lists its product as uncharacterized. The transcript has 7 exons. Gene Ontology annotation, biological process: DNA repair; telomere maintenance. Gene Ontology annotation, molecular function: DNA helicase activity. Bases 1 to 3615 code for a protein of 1204 amino acids. The record is from RefSeq and is a predicted model, not a curated record. Lineage: Eukaryota; Viridiplantae; Streptophyta; Magnoliopsida; Fagales; Juglandaceae.